Monascus purpureus is the source of this 1783-nucleotide messenger RNA. The record is from the annotation of a GenBank genome assembly. Lineage: Eukaryota; Fungi; Ascomycota; Eurotiomycetes; Eurotiales; Aspergillaceae.
UUCUCCAUCGCAACUCAGCUGCAGCUCAUCAUCUCCAACCACAGUCCCCCUGUAUCACCUUCGUCUUUUCCAAGCAGCUCCAGGCAGGCAUUGUCUUUCUCCUCAUACACGUGUCGACGAUGUCGCUGGAGCCGCCGACUUACCUUGGUUCCCUACAGAACAACAUUCGUGCGCGCCCAAUUCCAUGGGAGGGCGCCGUGCGGGCUGGCAACAUCACGGAUGACCAGCUUAAGAAGAUCAAAGCAGUAGACAAGGUCCGCAAGGAUGCACGACGCCAAACAAUCGAAGGGGAUCUGAAGGGCUAUGUUACUUUGCUUUCCGGGGGUAGCGAUGGCAAGAGUGUCUUGGACUCAGCCUCCAGGAGGACUGAUAUCCUGCAGUACAUCCUCGUGUUGGCUAAUGAUUUGAUCAAUGAUGUCCCGUCUCUUGCAUCUUCACUUAUCGCGCAUCCAGAUCCAUACAGGCCAUUCCUACCGCUCCUCCGUCAUUCCACGAAUGCUGAAGAUCCCAUCCCGCUUCUCACAUCUACCUUCUUGACGACUCUUGUAUCUACUAGUCUUGUCUCUUCCACGAAGCCCGCUGCAAGAGAUGAGGAAGCUCUUCCCGAGCUAUACGGCUAUCUUUCCACUCUAACCAAGAACCAGGAUAGUGGAUUACAAGAUAUCGGUGUACAGGAUUUCUCUGCUUUACUUCGAACAAAGAGGUCGAGGGAAAUUUUCUGGAGCCAUAGGAAGGAGACCGUUGAGCCUUUAAUUGCGAUUCUCCGUUCUGCUGCUGGGGUGAAAGAGGGCGGGUCCAGCUCCACGACCCUAGUUGGAUCAAACAGUAUCCGCAACAUCGAGCCUGGGGUUACCGGCGGAGUUGGACUUCAGCUUCUGUACCGCAUCCUACUCGUUCUUUGGCAGUUAAGUUUCGAAGGCAGCUUGGUCGGAGAAGAUCUUCAAGAGGACUAUGAGAUCGUUCAGCUUUAUACUCAGCUUUUACGGUUAUCGCCAAAGGAGAAGACAACCAGGUUGCUACUCGCAACUCUGGGCAAUCUUUUCUCCUCUAAUCGGACGACGUUGCUUCCCGUAGCGGUCUUCGUCCGCCUACCUGCUCUUCUCACCAACCUCUCCGGUCGUCACCUAACGGAUCCCGACCUCCUGGAAGACCUUAGCUCCCUUUCCACAAUGCUGGAUGAGUACACCAAGACGCAAACGACGUUCGAUCAGUACGCUGCUGAAGUACAGUCAGGCCAUCUCCGCUGGUCACCGCCUCAUCGGAACCCUGCUUUCUGGAAAGAGAACGCGCGUCGCAUCCUGGAUGAGGCCAACGGCGCACUUCCGAAGAAACUGGCCGAAAUCCUGUCAAAGAGAUGGGACAACGACAAACAGGUCCUUGCCAUUGGGUGUCAUGACUUAGGGAACCUUGUGAAGGAAGUCCCUGAGAGACGGCAACAACUUGAGAAACUGGGCCUGAAGACCAGGGUCAUGGAGUUAAUGGCAGAUAGCGACGAGAGUGUGCGAUGGGAAAGCUUAAGAGCUGUCGGGGAGUGGCUUCGAUACACCUUUGAAUGAUGAACUGGCUGUUAUGGUAUCUGAACAGUGGGUGAUAAUAAAGUAUUGAGCUUUCUAGAACUACCUUAUCCUGGCGAUUAUGUCCAGCACAAUUUGAACUUCAUCAAUGGAUUCCCUAUAGACUGUCCUAUAUAGAUACAGCAUUUACUCAAAGCGGAAGUGAAUCUUCGAUCCAUACUAUGAAUCUCUAGGAUAAUAAUCAAGGGCAAACGCAAACACCAUUGGAG